AUGACUGAGCAAACCCGGUCUGCGUCUCCUGCCGGGUCUGCGCCCGCAAAGCCCAAAGGCAGGAAAUUGCCUGCGUGGCUCGACCACUUCAAUGCCCGCGACCUCAAGGUGCUCUUCCGCUGUGCGCUGGCGGCUUGGGUCGCCUCGCUGUUGAUUUUUAUCACCCCGUCCCUGACCACAAUCGGUACAGCGACGUUUUUCGCAACUCUGGUGUUGUUCAUGGUCCCUCCGACCGGCAUUGUAUUUAUCUUCUUGCUGGGAUCUCUGACUCUCAUCCUGGGCAUGGCCCUUGGUUGGGCCUGGGGUGUCAUUGCUAUGAAAGCGGCGCAGGCUGCUCGGCCAGCCAUCGAAACCCAGGCGAGACUUCAAUUGCUUGGCCAGACGGCUUAUGCUACCGCAAAUGCCACCGGGGAGAGCCUUGCGGCUGUUCAACAGGUGCUAGUCUAUUCAGGCUUCAUGCUGGAUGCCCGCGUGACAGCUGUCUACUAUUGUUUGAUCGCUGUGUUCAUCUAUCUGGUGUCUCGUCUGCGGGCGAAGAACCCUAAAAUGAUCUUGCUACAGAUUUUCGCCAUCAUUAUUGUCGAUGUUACGCUGACUAUUGGCCCGUUGCUCCCGUCAUUCAACGGGACGAUCGCCAAGGUUCUGGUUGAGCCGGCGGCCAUUGGUAUUGGUCUUGGACUGGUUGCCCACUUUAUCUUCUUCCCUCGAUCUACUUCUCAUGUUGUCCUUGAUGGGAUGCAAGGGCUUGUGUGUUUGCUGAAAGGCCCCCUGGAUGCCACGGAGACCAGCCUUCUGAAAGGUGAUGACCUUGUUCUCGCAGAGCUAAACGCGAUCAAGGUGAAGUGCAUCGCGACGUACAAGAGCAUUGAGCCGGCAAUGGGAUUCUUACCAUUGGACUUUUCGGUAGGUUGGUGGGGAGCCGACGACGUGAAAAGCUUGAAGCAACCCAUGCGCCAGGCAUUGAUGACUAGUCUGUCCUUGUUGGAAGUCCAUAUCGCCCGUAUUGGAGGACAUGCAAAGCUGGAGAAGCUCCAUCAACUUACUCUCGAUCACGACUCUGAUACCGAGUCGCAAGAUACCGGAAAGGAAAAGAAUCGCCCGCGCGAGGUAGGCAUGCGUCAAUUGAUUCAAAGCGUGAACCUCGUCCAAGCGCUCCGAAGCCCGGAACAUGAAUCCCUUCGGUCGGAAACUGUCAAUGCACUUCAAUUCUCCAGCAAGGAUCUUCUUCCAGCAUGCCAGCAAGCCACGGAAUUGGUUGCCGAGUGCAUUGGCACUGUGAAUAAAAGAUGGUUCGGUCGUGCAUCCAAAGAACACCUGAACGAGCUGCAUGAGCGUGCUCAGUCUGCGCUGCAGAACCUCCAAUCGCUGCGCCAAUCAUUCGCUACAGAAACCACCGAGCGCCUCAUUUCAACCCAUGCUGAAAUAUUCGACGAGAAGGGUAUGCUCAAGUCGCUUGACGAGUCUUCGGUGCAUAGAGUCAGAGGCAUCACUAUCGGAAUGAUCUAUGAGGAGCAACUUCUCGGCGUUGCAGACGGAUGGGAGCGUGUACUAGGACAACUUGUCGUUCUGUUAAAAGAACGUCAGAAAAUUCGCCUGUGGCUACCAAAGGGUCUGCGGUACGCGGUCAACUGGGUUCGUCGCAAGAACGCCGUGGCACCUAUCCCAGCAGCCUCAAACCCAAUUGUGGACCCGGACGUUGCAGAAGCCCAGUCCAAAGCCGCCCAGCAGCAUCUUCGCAUCAGCAGAGGUUAUCGUGUGAACCGUCGCAGUGGAUUGGGUAAGGCAAUCAUUGGGUCUUACCAUUGGUUCAUCAACACUGAUGGUUUGUAUGCCUUGCGAAUGGUUAUUGUUACCAUUGCACUCGCUAUUCCUGCGGCCAUUCCCCAUACCGCGGGUUUCUAUUAUCGAGAGAAGGGCCUCUGGGCCCUGAUCAUGGGACAAACGACCUUGGUCAUCUACAUGGCAGACUUCACAUUCUCGCUCUUAUGCCGAGCUAUCGGUACGAUCAUUGGUGGUAUUCUGGGGCUUCUUGCGUGGUACAUUGGCUCAGGACACGGUGAAGGCAAUCCAUACGGUCUCGCCGCCAUCAUGGCAGUUGUGAUUAUCAUUCUUAUGUGGGGACGUAUCUUCGCCCCCGUCGCCUUGCUCCAGGCCAUGAUGAUGGCUGGUGCGACAUGCAUUCUGGUCAUCGGAUACAGCUACGACGACACGCAUAUUCCGGCGUACGGAAACCCAGGCUGGGGCUACGCCGUCUUCUGGCGACGACUCGUGCUCGUCCUGAUCGGAUCCGCAGCCGCACUCAUCGUCCAACUGUUCCCUCGCCCCCCCUCCGCUUCGCGCCACAUCUGCAAAUCUCUUUCCAACGUCAUCCGCUCAUUGUCUGAUCACUACGCUCUCCUUCUGUCCUGCUGGGGCCAAGGGCGCGAGGAAGGUCUUGCCGCCGAACAAAUAGCUCUCGACCUUGCCGAAUCCCUCACUGGAUUAGAUGGACCAAUUGCACUCCUUCGGUUUGAGUUCUCCAGCUCGCCCUUUGACAGCGAACGUUUGGGCCAGGUUAAAUCACUCUGCCAAGAGCUGAACCAGAACCUCGCUCGUCUGCUAUAUCUAUCUGCUUCCCUCCCAGAGCAUCUUCAAAGCCGACUCGCGCGCCAAGCGGGUCUCCUGGACCACCGCAAUAUCGGCGAUGUCAUGGCUGUCCUCGGAAUAGUGGAGCAAUCGCUUAAGACAGGAGAUGCUCUCCCCGAAGUCCUUCCCACACCUCUGCUCAAGCGCUGUCAUGACUUCUGGCUUUCGCGCCAGGUGGAAAUCACCCUCAGCACCGACUUGAUCCGUGACGAAAACUACCGCCGGUUCUGCGUCGCUGUCAGCGCUUACCUCAAGUUCCUGGCCGCCGUGGAUGACCUGGUACUCGUCAUGAAGGGUACCUUGGGCGAAUCGCAUAUUGUCAAUCGAGAUCUGGUAUACCCGUUGAAACCUAAUCUUUUGUUACGCGAUGUCUUCACGUCUCGCCCGUCUGCCUCGGUGGCGUUCUGCGGCCUGUCCGUUCUCCAAGCAAUCUUCAAUUACUCAGAUUAUUUCAAAGAACGAAAUGUGCCGGGAAUAGUGGCAUCUUACGGUGCAUCCGCCGUCCUCGUGUUCGGAGCAAUUGAAAGCCCUCUGGCCCAACCGCGUGCCCUUGUCUUCGGUCACUUCUUCAGUGCUCUGAUUGGUGUUUGCAUCACCAAGCUCUUUAGCCUGAUGCCGGAAGCCCGCUUUGAGUCUCUCCGUUGGUUGGCGGCUUCGCUGUCGACGGCUAUUGCUAUUGUCGUUAUGCAGCUGACGGGCACGACGCAUCCUCCUGCUGGUGCUACGGCCUUGCUGCCUGCUACGAACCAGGAGAUCUGGGAGUUGUCUUGGUACUACUUGCCGAUUGUCCUAUUGUCAUCGGCUAUGCUUCUGGUUUGUGCGCUGCUGCUGAAUAAUGUGCAUCGUCGCUAUCCUGCCUUCUGGAUUGCUCCGAACCCUCCGAAGCCUGCGCCUGCUCCCGUUGAGAAGAAGGAAGAGGAAGAGAGUACCAAGAGCCCUGUUUGA
Penicillium brevicompactum is the source of this 3570-nucleotide messenger RNA. RefSeq lists its product as uncharacterized. The coding region runs from base 1 to 3570 and encodes 1189 amino acids. The transcript has 7 exons. The record is from RefSeq and is a predicted model, not a curated record. Lineage: Eukaryota; Fungi; Ascomycota; Eurotiomycetes; Eurotiales; Aspergillaceae.